AUGACCAUUAUCAGUAAUUAUGCUAUAGCAACGAUUCUUUGCCUUCAAACUAUAUGUCAUAGUGUUAUAUUAACUGUUGGACAGUAUAUCUAUGCGUCAUAUUUACAAAUAUAUCCAAACUCGUCGAAUACAACUCAAAAUGUGACUCUGACUGCGACUCGGUCAUUACAUUUAUGGCAGAAAACACUUACGGAUGUUUCGCAACAAUGUGGUGCGAAUUCUUCCAGUGGUAAUGCUGAAGUUUGGGCACAAGAGCAAUCAGCUGACUUGUUCUUUCGAAUCGAUCUAUGGAACAGUUGUCCGAUGGUUCUAAUGACAUUUGUACUCGGAUUAUACAUACCAAAACUGGGACGACGAUUUGUUCUUAUUCUACCGAUGUUAGGAGCUGCUUGUCAGUUAACGAUCUGGCUGGGAAUUAUUUAUUUUCACCUGGCUGAUUAUUGGUGGUAUAUCGCGAGCUUUAUUGUUGGCUUAUCUGGUUCAACAUAUGUGUUUACUCUGGUUUUGACUUUAAUUAUGACAGAUAACACAACAGAAACCAAUCGAUCAUCUUAUUUUGUUCUAUUCGAAGCAUUGGCUACAACCGUAUCUGCUAUUGUUACAUUUGGUAUUGGAUAUUAUAUAAAUUGGCGUGGUUUUACUGAUCUCUAUUGGAUUUCUCUGGGAUUGGAAAUCGUGUCUAUCGGAGUGGUGAUUCUCUUUUUCAAAAAUCCAACUCCUUCAACAAUCGAUGAAAGAACUCCUCUAUUAAACAACAAUGCUGAUAUACAAGUUCAAAAUGCUUGCCCUUCUUCGUCUCUGAAAGCAUCAUGUCAAAAUUGUGUGUUUAUUUUUCGAAUCUUCAGUUUCAAAAACAAUUCUCGUCAGAAAUCAAUUAAUCUUCACUUAACAUUCUUCGCUUAUAUCUUCUACCUCUUAGCGUACUCGACAUACGCAGCAUUUAUUUGGUAUUUACUCGACACUCCAUUCUGUUGGUCAUCCGAAAACAUUGGAACUUAUACCGCAUUAUCCUCCAUCUCUUCUGCUAUUUUCAGUGUACUUGGAAUGAAAUUAUUAUCACGUUUUGGUGCCAACGAUAUUCUCGUUUGCACUCUAAGUCAUUUAUUUUUUACUGCUUCGUCACUUUGGAUUGCAUUUUCUAAAUACAGUUGGCAAUUAUAUGCUGGUUUAUUGAUUAGUCCAUACGCGGAUUAUCAAAGUUCAUUGACAUUACCAAUUAUGUCGACAUGGUUAGCUCCACAUGAACGAAAUCAUGUGUUCACGCUAGUAGCGGAAGUCAAUACAAUUGUGACCACAUUUGGUGAUUCGAUUUUCAAUUGGGUGUAUGCACGAACGGUGGCUAAAUCUCGAAAUUUAACGUUAUUCAUGGCAGCUGGAUUCAGUCUUGUUUCGUUUUUAUUGAACGUAUGUUUAUUUGUGUUAACUCGACAAAAAUCAAAAGAAUCCCUUCCUAAACCUUCCGAAGCGGAAACGUGUCUACCGUCAAAUAUUGCCGUCAUACAUUCCGUUGCAGUCGUUCAACCUUGUCCAUCAAUAACACAUCUACCCGAUGAAAAUCAGUCUCGAUCAAAUUCAAAAGAAGACCCAUCAAAUGAUCUAAUUGUUCUCUAA
Messenger RNA from Adineta ricciae, 1611 nucleotides. Lineage: Eukaryota; Metazoa; Rotifera; Eurotatoria; Adinetida; Adinetidae. The record is from the annotation of a GenBank genome assembly.